AUGAUCAGCACGUCUAAACCCCUGGCUUUCUCCAUCGAGCGAAUUAUGGCCAGAACUCCAGAACCAAAGUGUGCCCCCUACCCGAAUCUACUGCAAGGAGCGGUGGCCAAGGGCGAACCAAAGCACGUGUUCCACCUGAAUUCUUCGGUACCUUGCAUGAUCCCACUCCUGUCCUUGGCUUAUGAAAACAGCUCGAAGGGUGGCCUGCCCGGCGCCGAGCACCGCAAAAGCCACCUGGAGACUUCCUACGACUGCAAUCACUUGGUCAACUGCGGCUUGUCGUCCAAAGGGGACGUGGCUAGUCUCUCACCGCCACUGGAGCAGUACCGGCUCAUUCGGCCACGCGUGGUCAACCAAUCGUCCUUUCACGCCAUGGGAGCUCUAUGUUAUCUGAACUGCGGCGAUGGUCCAUGCCCUCCUCCAGCCGCCGCCACCAUCUUCAACGUGCACCCAAUGGCUUCCUAUCUGUUGGGCUCCCCCCUCGGCGUGCUCGGCGAUAAGAACAAACUGGGGAUGGAAAGGUAUCCGACGGCUUUCAAAGACCUCACUUCGUCCCAACUCCAGCACUGCGUGAAGGAGAACGCGCACUUUCUGUCGGAAAAACUGGCCCUGAAGAAUUCGUCCAAACUUAACAGCAGCUCCCCAAACAGCAGACCCAAAGUUUUCACCUGCGAAGUGUGCGGAAAGGUUUUUAACGCACAUUAUAAUUUAACCCGUCACAUGCCGGUGCAUACGGGGGCCAGACCAUUCGUUUGCAAAGUCUGUGGCAAAGGCUUCCGUCAAGCCAGCACCCUGUGCCGACACAAGAUCAUUCACACCCAGGAAAAACCCCACAAGUGCAACCAGUGUGGCAAAGCGUUCAACCGAAGUUCCACACUCAACACUCACACCAGAAUCCACGCCGGCUACAAACCCUUUGUCUGCGAGUUCUGUGGGAAGGGAUUUCACCAAAAAGGUAACUACAAGAACCACAAACUGACUCACAGCGGGGAGAAACAGUUCAAGUGCAGCAUUUGCAACAAGGCCUUUCAUCAGAUCUACAACCUCACCUUCCAUAUGCACACCCACAACGACAAGAAACCCUUCACCUGCUCCACCUGUGGCAAGGGGUUCUGCCGGAACUUUGAUCUGAAAAAACACGUCAGGAAGUUACACGAUAACGGCCCAGGAUCUCGUUCGUCUACCGCAGACUUUCCAUUGGAUGAACAGCCUCGGAAAUGA
Messenger RNA from Mobula hypostoma (lesser devil ray), 1221 nucleotides. RefSeq names its product FEZ family zinc finger 1 (gene fezf1). NCBI's taxonomy places the organism in Eukaryota, Metazoa, Chordata, Chondrichthyes, Myliobatiformes, Myliobatidae. Gene Ontology annotation, biological process: regulation of gene expression. The transcript has 4 exons. The record is from RefSeq and is a predicted model, not a curated record. Bases 1 to 1221 code for a protein of 406 amino acids. Gene Ontology annotation, cellular component: nucleus.